UCUCCGAAUCGCUCCGAAUUUUGGUCGCUGCGCAAAAACGGGCGCCUCUGUCGGCGCCUUUGUGAAGCGAUUCGGCGCCGACGCAAAUAAUAAUUUUUAGAUAAAUCUUACUGUUGAGGGCAAGUUACAUGGACAAAUGAAUCGAUCGAGUUCAUUUCAUACUGUUUUCAGAACUUAUUUAAAUUUAAAAAAAAUCCCGUUUUCUGUUCUGUUAAUUAUAAUUUCGAAUAAUUCCUUUUCGCAAAGCAAAAGUAUACUUUUAGCUUGUCAAGGAUAUCAAAAGGAAUUAUUAUUUUAUGUCAUUCAAAAACAAAAAUUUGAGCUUUUGGUGCGUGUGAUUUUUAUGAUUAUAUAAUUAUAAAAGCAAUUCUACUUCGCAGGUCCUUGGUGUGGAAUAAUUAUUUUAUUCCUCUCUUAAUUUGUUUGUUUUGACUGUGGCUGUGUCAUCGGAGAACUUCAUUGUUUUUUUUAUUUAUUAUCAUUCAAUUAAUUUUCGGCUUACAAUUAGAUUCAUUUUUUUAAAGGCUUUCUUUUUAAUUAUUCUUUUUUUAAUUUCUGGCAAUUGUUUUGAAUUGAAUUCUUUCAAAUUAAUCUUGCGUUUAUUUUAAAUUUAAAGUAGCUUUAAAAUUACAAAUAAUUAGUAUAAAUUCAAUUGGAAUUAGCUUGUAAAAUUCAUGGGUUUCUAUUUCGAUACAAGGGAAUUUAUAAAGGCAUUUUAGAAUUCAACUGCAGAUUCACAGAACUUUCUAGAUGCAUCUAGAAAGUUCUCAAUGUAAAUCAAAUGGGUGGGUGGGUUUUGCACGACCCUCCCAGGGCUGCUACCCGCGCUAUAAAAGGCGCUCCGUCCGCUGGCUCGAUGCGGAAGGCUGACAGACCUCAGAGAAAUCCGAGGACACCUGGACACCCAGUGCAGUUUCGGACGCCCGUCCGAUUCCAUCGCACCCGUCCGAGCCGUCCCGAGGCCCGACCGCUGUCUUGUCCCGACGCUGUCUCGUCCGAGGACAGCCGGAAGGCCGACCGCGUCCCGAGCCCCUCGAGAGACACACCAGUGUCCCUCGUACUGUCCCGGAUGCGGCUGAGCCGUCCGAAGCCGUACGGAGCAGCUUUGCCGGCUCCUUCCUGUCCGAGGAAUCGGGCGCCGACGUGGCACGCCGCCAGCGAGCGCUCGGACGAAGGCGUCCGAACGUCCGCCGCCAGAGACCCGCACGCCGUGGGCCCCGGCCGCGCCGAGAGCCGCCGCCGACCUGCAGGGAGCCGCCGGGUGUCCAGCAAGGACGUUUCCAGGGCAGCCUGCCGGCCUACCCAGGGAACGCCGCUCCCAUUUGUUGAUUUUUUAAGAGACAUUCAACUAACAAUUUCGAGUCAGUGAAAUUUACCAUUCUGCCAGAAUUGUUGUAAAUAAA
Neocloeon triangulifer is the source of this 1403-nucleotide messenger RNA. RefSeq lists its product as uncharacterized. The record is from RefSeq and is a predicted model, not a curated record. The transcript is spliced from 3 exons. The coding region runs from base 782 to 1369 and encodes 195 amino acids. Lineage: Eukaryota; Metazoa; Arthropoda; Insecta; Ephemeroptera; Baetidae.